UUAUGUAUCUCUACAAUUUAACAUUACAAGGAAUUACUUCAAUUAAUUGUGCUGAAGUUUGUGUUGCAAAAGGCUCAGUGCUUCAAUUAUUAUUUUGUGACCCAAAAACUGGAAAAAUUUCAGUAAUUUGCAGUUGUGAUACUUUUGGAAUAAUUAGAUCGCUUUUGACUUUUCGUCUUACUGGGAGUUCUAAAGAUUAUAUUGCUGUUGCCUCCGAUUCUGGUCGAAUUGUUAUUCUCGAAUAUUCUUUACAAAAACAUUCAUUUGAACGUGUCCAUCAAGAAACUUACGGGAAAUCUGGUUGUCGACGUGUUGUCCCUGGUCAAUAUUUGGCUGUUGACCCAAAGGGGAGAGCUCUUUUGAUUGGAGCGAUUGAACGACAAAAAUUGGUAUACAUUUUAAACAGAGAUGCUCAGGCAAAUCUAACUAUCAGCUCACCACUUGAAGCACAUAAAAAUUACAGCAUAUGUUUUUCAAUUGUUGGUAUUGAUGUUGGUUUUGAAAAUCCGACUUUUGCCUGCCUAGAAAUUGAUUAUGAGGAUUGUGAUCAUGACCCUACAGGUGAUGCUUACAAGCAUAUAAAACAGACACUCACGUUUUAUGAAUUGGAUCUUGGAUUAAACCAUGUUGUGCGGAAAUAUGCUGAACCUUUGACUGAACAGGGAAAUUUACUCAUUGGCGUUCCUGGAGGGAGUGAUGGACCAAGCGGAGUAAUUGUUUGCUGUGAAAACUAUUUAGUCUACAAAAACUUAGGCGAUCAACCUGAUGUUCGAUGUCCAAUUCCUAGGCGAAGAAAUGAUUUGGAUGAAAGUGAGCGUCCAAUAAUGAUUGUUUGUGCUGCUACACACAAGACAAAAUCAAUGUACUUCUUCCUUGUUCAAUCAGAACAGGGUGAUGUUUUCAAAGUAACUUUAGAAGCUGAUGGUGAUCUUGUGACAGAAAUGCGCAUUAAAUAUUUUGAUACAUUACCUGUGGCUAAUGCGUUGUGUAUAUUAAAGACGGGAUUUUUAUUCACAGCUAGUGAAUUUGGAAAUCAUCAACUUUUCCAAAUUGCACAUUUGGGUGACAAUGACGAUGAGCCAGAAUUUUCAUCAAGAAUUCCUUUAGAUGAAGGGGAAACAUUUUUCUAUGAUACUCGUGGUCUUCAAAAUUUAAUUCUUGUUGAUCAAAUUGACAGCUUGAAUCCAAUGAUUACAUCACAUAUUGGAGAUUUAGCUAAUGAAGAUGCACCUCAAAUUUAUGCACUUUGUGGUCGUGGUCCACGUUCAACAAUGAGAGUACUCCGUAAUGGAUUGGAGGUUGCAGAAAUGGCAGUUUCAGAAUUACCAGGAAAUCCAACAGCUGUUUGGACAGUUAAAAAGAAUGUUGAUGAUCCUUUUCAUGCACACAUUAUUGUCUCAUUCACAAAUGCAACUCUUGUUCUCUCCAUUGGCGAGACAGUUGAAGAGGUUACAGAUUCUGGUUUUCUCGGUACAACACCAACACUUGGCUGUGCAUUAAUUGGAGAUGAUUCACUGCUUCAAGUUUAUCCAUCAGGCAUUCGACAUAUUAGAGCUGAUAGACGUAUAAACGAAUGGAGAGCGCCACCGAAAAGGCCCAUUCAAAAAUGCACGAUGAAUAGAAGACAGGUUGUCAUUUCUUUGACUGGUGCAGAAAUUGUUUAUUUUGAACUUGACAUGAACAACCAACUACGUGAAUAUUCUGAACGACGUGAACUUACCUCGGAAGUUUUAUGUAUGAGUAUGAGCGAAGUACCUGAAGGAGAGCUUCGUUCUCGAUUUCUCACAGUUGGACUAGCUGAUAAGACUGUUCGCAUCAUUUCUCUGGACACAUCUGAUUGUUUGGCGCCAUUAAGUAUGCAAGCUUUACCAGCAGAACCUGAAUCACUUAUGGUCAUGGAAACAUCAAGUGAACAAACAGGCACGACUAGCAUAAUGCAUUUAAAUAUUGGUCUCCAAAAUGGUUGCUUGUUGCGAGCAACACUUGAUCAAGUUACUGGUGAUUUGAGUGAUAAUCGAACCCGCUAUUUGGGGACCCGGCCUGUGAAGCUAUUCCGUGUUUUGAUACAAAGACGAGAGGCUCUUUUCGCCUGUUCCAGCAGAGCUUGGCUUUUCUACAACUAUCAAGGUCGUUUUCAUUUGACACCGUUGAGUUACAGUGCACUCGAGCAUGCAGCUAGUUUUUCCUCUGAACAAUGCUCUGAGGGUAUUGUUGCAAUUUCUGAGAAUACACUUCGGAUUUUGGCACUAGAAAAGCUUGGGGUACUUUUCAAUCAAGUUGUACACAAACUGAAAUACACACCACGUCGAUUAGUUGUACAUCCAGCGUCACAAAAUAUGAUCAUCAUUGAAACAGAUCACGCAGCUUUUACCGAGAAAGGAAAACGUAGAAGACGUGAGGAAAUGGCAAAUGAUUUGAUUGAAAUGGCAAAGGAUCAAGAAGAAAAGGCUUUAGCUGAGGAAAUGGCACAUUCUCUAAGGAAUUAUGAACCAGAUGAAUCAGUAUAUGGGUCUGCUAGGGCCCAAGCAGGAAAAUGGGCAUCAGCGGUUCGCCUUCUGGUUCCUAAAACGGGCCAAACUCUAUGUCAAUAUGAACUGCCAGAGGGAGAAGCUGCAUUUUGUGUCGAACUAGUCAAUUUUCGUUCACAAAAUGACUCUACAUUUGUACUUGUCGGCUGUGCUAUUGAAUUAGAACUACGUCCAAAACGUUCAAAAGGUGGCUGUGUCUACACUUUUCUUUUGACAAACAAUGGAAUGCGCUUUGAAUUUAUUCAUCGAACACCAACACCACAUGAAGUUUAUGCAGUACAUGAUUUCCGUGGAAUGGCACUUAUUGGAGUGGGUAAUUUGCUUCGUAUGUACGAUUUUGGAAAGAAAAAAUUGCUGGCAAAAUGUGAAAAUCGGCAAAUCCAAGUUCAAAUUGUCGACAUAAAAUCAAUGGGUCCGAGAAUUAUUGUAUCAGAUAGUCAGGAAUCUGUUCAUUUCUUACGUUACAAAUCAAAUGUAAGUUUACUUUUUUUAAUUAUUGUUAGAAAUUGGGAGGUUUUUUGGUGUGAAUAG
This is a messenger RNA of Meloidogyne enterolobii, 3059 nucleotides long. Lineage: Eukaryota; Metazoa; Nematoda; Chromadorea; Rhabditida; Meloidogynidae. The record is from the annotation of a GenBank genome assembly.